Messenger RNA from Microbotryum saponariae, 2572 nucleotides. Lineage: Eukaryota; Fungi; Basidiomycota; Microbotryomycetes; Microbotryales; Microbotryaceae. The record is from the annotation of a GenBank genome assembly.
AUGGCCUAUUACGUCGACUCCCCACGCUACGACCACCGCUCGGCUCCGGGCCACGCUCAUUCAACCGGUGGUGCGACGCAAUACAACAACCAGCCGCCUCGCUUCCAGCACCACCAACAACCGCAUCACCCGCAGCAGCAACAGCACCACAACAGCUACCAGAGCCAUGAACCGCCCUCGUACCCGACACACUACUCGCACAUGUCCGGUGGGCCCAGCUCGGGCGCUUCUCCGCGGAGCUACCCCGCCUACGAUCCCGAUUCGCCUUUCAACUCGCCCUUCGUGCCAAUCAAGUCGAUGGGUCGAGACGGGCGAUUGAAAACCAAAUUGAUGGGCAUCGGCUCCGAGGGUGGAUACUUGACCUCGCCUCUGAUCGGUGGCAACCCGACACUCGAUCCAUCCACGACGAUAGCGAUCGACUCGCCCGUACCGAGCGGAUCCUUCACCCAUGACCACACUCCCUUGACGAAUCUGGCACCGCGCACAUCGAGUCUGGCGGCACGAAAUUCGACCUACUUGGCCGUAUCGACAAGUGACAACAUGGGGAGUAUGACCGGGAUGGGCAUUGAGAUGCCUGGGCUCGGCAACGAUCUCGAGCUCGGCGAUUACGUCAACCCCGAGACGGCGGUCGUGACCGAGGGUGCUCGACCAAGAUCGCGAAUGGGCGCGGCAUACCAGCCGACCACAAUCUCUGCAGAAGAGGACGCAGCAGAGACAACGGAACCGGCUGCGGAACCAUCACCAACCAAGCCCAAGUCGAAAGUGACAAGCUUCCCUGGCUCGCCACCUCCCGCUGGUAAAGCCCAACCACCAGCGACUGGCCGACGACCACGGAAGCAGCUCACACUCAAGUCGUUGAACAAGGCGAAGUCGUGCUCGGCACUUUCGCCCGCAGCCAAAGCGCAACAGUACGGUGGCGAACCCCUGACGCCCGUCUCGUCCCACUCGAGCAGCUUUGUGAUCCCGAAUGUUCCCUUCAACUCGCCCCUCGACGACGCACUCGCGCAGUCCGCCGAUCCAGCGAUCAUGCCCUUGAGCUUUUCCGACCUGUACAGUUACGGCCUUGCGAUCGAUCCUGUCGACGAGAUCGACGUGCGCAAGAGCCCAUACCAGUUCGCCAACGACUUGCUCUCCGCCGACGGCAACAUCGGGAUGGGAAUCGGCUUCCCGCAGGACGAUGAACAGGACUACCAAGCCUCGUUGCCGACGCCUUCCUUUGCGCACGACUCAGGCUUCUCUUCGCCUUCCAAUUCGUCUCGAUCAGGUCCUUCGCCCGAUAUGAACAACUGGCGGAGCCCGAGCCAUCUGUCCUCGUCCUCGAUGAUGCAAGCAUCGUCGAUGCUCUCGGCACCUUCGAUGGAGAGCACUUACUCGUUGCCGAUGGCGAUGGCGCCUCAAUCGGCGAGUCGACAGCGAUGCGCGACCUAUCAUGCUGGAGGAGCUCCGACCCGCCACGAGUCGUUGGACCCCGCUCUGGUCAGCCCCGGCCCACGCUCGCCGAUGCACUCGCGCCAACUUUCGACCAGACCGGCCUACGGCCAGCAAGCAAAGUACUCCUAUCCUUCGCGGUACCAAAGCCAGAGCCAGGGCGUCCCGAUGAUGUGGGCCAACAGCGUACCACCAUCGCAAGCGCAGACACCCCAUCUCGCCCACCAGCACGCCCAGUACAUCAACUCGGUCGACACGACCAUGUUCAUCCCUCCGUACCACGAGGCGAACGUUAUCAACAGCAACGUCAACAAUCCCGAGUCGUUGGAGGACAUGUACGAACGCAUCUCGGCAGCGUCGACGGGGUAUUCGACACCGGGCAAGCGAGGACGCGGCAACGAGGAUGAGGACGAGUUCGGCGAUGAGGUGACACCUCGAGCCACCAGGAUCGCCGCCGCAGCUACUUCCCCUUCACCGCACAAGAAACUGCGCACCGUCGCUUCUGCGCCGUGUUUGCCCACUCGCCGCAUGCGGCCCGGCCCCAAGCCCAAGUCGCUUAAAUCGCCGCAAGAGCAACAUCAAUCGUCGUUUCACCUGUCGUCCCCUCCGAUCCCACAAAUCCCUCGCUUCUCCCGCUCCGAGACACCGGCAUCCGACGACGAUGACGACGACGACAGCUCCAAGGGCGGCAAUGGGCAAGCCGGAUCUUUGCCCAAAGAGGUCAUCCAAAGUCUGUACGAGAGUGUACCCGGCCACGUCAACGAUAAGGAUGUCAAAGUCUCCAAACGCUAUCUCUGUCUGAUGGACUCGUGCGAACGUACCUUCCCUCGCAAGAGUGCGAUCGAGAGUCACAUCCAGACCCACCUCGAGGACAAGCCGUUCGUGUGCCCCUACGAGGAUUGCGAGGCAUCUUUCGUUCGGCAGCAUGAUUUGAGGCGACACGAACGCAUCCAUUCUGGCAACAAGCCUUUCCCUUGCCCUUGGUACGUCGACUCGAUUCCUCGGAUUCUGAAAAUGGUUUGAGCUGACCACUUUGUGCUUGUUCUCUGCUCACAGUGGGAAAGGUUUCGCUCGAGGAGACGCCCUUGCCCGGCAUCGUGCCCGAGGUAUCUGCGAAGGUUCCCUUGUCCCUCGUCGAACAUGA